Prorocentrum cordatum is the source of this 798-nucleotide messenger RNA. NCBI's taxonomy places the organism in Eukaryota, Dinophyceae, Prorocentrales, Prorocentraceae. The record is from the annotation of a GenBank genome assembly.
AUGCUGGACAGUUUCCUGAUCUUCGUGGACUUGGACGGCAACGGCUGCAUCAGCGAGUCCGAGCUGCAGUUCGCCGUGACGUUCAUGAACUUCGAGAACCCGCCCACGAAGGAGGACGUGGCCUCGCUCUUCGGCCUGCUGCAGGUGCCGAACGCGCUCGACGGCCUGCAGGGCGACGUGCCGAUCCAGAUGCUGCGCAUGGCCCUGAUCGCCGUGGGCAUCCAGAUGAGCGAGCGCAACCAGGCAGCGAACUGUUUUGCGAAGGACUUCAGCAAGCUGUCGCGGGCGGAGUGCAACGCCAGCAUCUUCCUGAAGGGCAUGUGGCAGGCGUUCCGCUUCUUCAAGAAGUCGCCCGAGGAGGUCUUCCGGGAGUUCGCGGCGGAGCGCCCGGCCUCUCCCUCGGGGGCCAUCUCCAGCGCGGACCUGUCCAAGCAGGCGCUGCACCUGCUGAAGAUGCUGCCCUUCCCGAGCCCGGCGCUGUCCGUCGAGAACCCGCUGGAGCUCCUCGACCCGACGGGCAAAGGGAUCACGUGCGAGCAGUUCUGCCUGUACUGCCGCCAGGUCAGGGAGGCGGCCGAGCUCCGCAUGAUUGCCGACAAGGACAAGCACCCCAUCCUGUUGUCGCAGAGCACCAAGCCGGCCGUGCGGGACCUGUCGCGCAUCUUCGGCCCCCGCGCGUUCGUGGAGUGCGUCGUGAAGAUGGCCUUGGUCAAGCUCACCUUCCACGGCACAGCCAUGCAGGCAGAUCUCACCUCCCUGGUGAAGGUCACCUGGCUGAUCAUGUACCUGCGGUGGCAG